AUGGCUUCCUUUGACUACUUUAACUUUAACAAAAAGACCAAUAUUGAAAAAAUUCGAAAUCAAUGCAGAAUCAAAAAAAGGUCAACUUCAAUUGCAUCAUCAAAAGCAGAUGAACUUUUAUUCCAGAAACACCUCUAUUCAUCCUUAUCAUCUACCAAGAAAAUUUCACCCGAAUUAAACUAUAUCAAUUUUCCCACCUCAAAUCCAUCUAAACGUCAUGAUUGUAUCAGUGCUGAAAAAGCGCAAUUUCCUGUAACUGAGCAAACGAUGUCGCCAAUUUCUCUAGAUGACAUUAUAUAUUCGAUUAUAAUGCGAGGCCUCACUUGGUGUCUUCUAUUCGCAAUUCAGUUAGAAUCAAUAAUUUUAUUCCACUGGCGGCAACCUUGUAUUUCAUUAUUGAUAUGGGCAAUUUCCUGCGCUCUCGUCUAUUGGUUUAAUAAUUACGAUAGGCUACAGAGAAAAAUUGGUGCUCAAAUGCUUCGAGAAGCUUGA
Molecule: messenger RNA, 492 nt
Organism: Ambispora leptoticha
Lineage: Eukaryota; Fungi; Glomeromycota; Glomeromycetes; Archaeosporales; Ambisporaceae
Source: the annotation of a GenBank genome assembly